Diorhabda sublineata is the source of this 3236-nucleotide messenger RNA. RefSeq lists its product as uncharacterized. The record is from RefSeq and is a predicted model, not a curated record. Gene Ontology annotation, cellular component: cytoplasm. The transcript has 4 exons. Lineage: Eukaryota; Metazoa; Arthropoda; Insecta; Coleoptera; Chrysomelidae. The coding region runs from base 205 to 1755 and encodes 516 amino acids.
GAUGUUUUGGUUUUAAGGUUAAACUGUCAUAAACGUCAAAAAGAAAAUGAACGUUUCUAUUUCAGUAUCUAGACGAUUCCAAUGAAAAUAUAUAAAUUUAGUUAGUUGACAAUUAUUUGUGUUGAAUUUUUUAUAAGGAAUUAGAACUAUUUCAACGCUGUAGUGGUAAAUACGAUUUAAUUUAACGUCUUUUGUCGCGAUACUAUGGUAAAAAUGGAGAAUUGCUGUUUACCAGAAAACAGUUUUAGAGAUUUAUGGCAAAAAAUAGGAAGGUGCCAUUUGAGUUUUCUUGAAUUAGAGGAAAGCAAUGAAAAAAUAUAUCAAAGAAACAAAUUAGAAGAAUACAUUCACGAUUUUUUGUGUAUUUCUGAGCAUUACAAUAAAUUCAGUUUUCACGAAACUAGUGAGGUAUUUGAACUUUCGGCAGCUUAUAAAAAAGAUUAUAAAGCAGCAAUGGGUUUUAACGCUAUACAAAUGUACGCUGGUAAUUUAUUAGCACAACCAUGGAGAAAAGAGUAUCGGCAAUUGAAAACUUAUUCCGGUUUUUAUAAACAUCAAGUAGAAGCUAAUUUGGUUGGUGCAGAAAAAAUGUUUGAAGCUAUGGGUUACAAAUCUUGCGGGGAAGGUUUAUUAAUCCUCGACGCUCCUGUUUGUCCUGAUAGAGUAUCCGCUAUAUCAAUGGAUUGUAUAAUAGCUUAUGUAGAAUGUCAGAUAUCAAAAGCGAUAUGGGACGAAGUGUGUAGAACAUUUAAAAUAUCGUGGUUAGAAGUUUUAGAAUUUCGAAAAAAUCAUAUUUGUAGCCCAGAACAAUGUGCUAACGCACUAAAAUGUAGACAUCAUCAACGACAGUAUCAAGAACACAACGUUUAUCAAUCGGUUCGAUGUCAAAGUAUUCCAGCACCUUUAAUUUCUCCAAUGGUCCCCAUGAAUCAUUCUUUCCCCCCAGUUAGUACACAUCAUCACGUAGGACUUCCUCUACAACAAGAUUAUAUGGUAAACGGGGGUUAUCCUAUAUACACAGUUCCAUAUAAUUGUAUUAAUAACGAUUAUUUAUACAACGUCCCCGUUCCUGUAAAUAACGUUUAUUCAGGAGAUGUAGCAUUAAUACCAGUUGAAUCAAACUCGAAUUCUUCAUAUGAUGUAGUGGAUACCAGAACUAGAACCGCUAAGAAAUUAGUCGAAACCGAAUACGAAACAACAACCGAACAAAAAGAUUCCCGGUUGGAGGAAUGGGAUUACGUAUACAAGAAUCUCGAAAGCCAAGGUUAUAAUAAAGAUUUAGGAGAACGAGGGGAUUUAUUGAGUCCAGUUAUUAGUAAACAACAAAAGGAAAUUAAAAAAGUGAAGCAGACUAAUCUCGAUGAGGUUGUAAAUAAUUUGAGCAUCUACGAUAGACCUUUGAGGGUGAGCGAUGUACCCAAGAAAUGUCAGAAGGUUAACGAGGCCGCGAAGCUUCCCCCCAAAGAAAAACCGGUCGAAAAGAAACCGAAAGAUGAGAAAAGUAUGAAGAAGAAGAUUAUAUCGAAAGUUGUAGCCGAAGUAAAGGAAAAAUGGACUUGUAAAGCUUGUACUUUCUUGAACGAAUCGGCGAAAUGUAUUUGCGAAAUGUGCGGGAAAAGUAAAAACGUUAAGGACGAAACUCCAAUCGAAGUCGGAGGAGCUGAAUGCAGUAAAUGUACUUUAGUUAAUUCGAAGAAUAUGCAACAGUGCGAGGCUUGCGGAACUAAUUUGGAGGGAUCGCCGACUUAUAUAUGAAAAAUUCGUUUUUUUUUUCAAAAAAUUUGAGAUUCAUUUUUUGAGUAUUUCAACUGCUUUCGAUUUGAUUAUACGUAUUUAGUGUGAUUCGGAAAAUUAGACGAUUCUAUUUAUACUUAUUUGAUCCCAUUUGACGAAAAAGUGUGUAUUCAAGGGUGUUUGUUAGUUUUUGUAGGGUAAAAAUGUUUAACCGUGCAAAUAACACCCUUGUUAGCAAAGAAAAACGUCUUAACCUCACUUUGACGAUUCUUUUCCAGUUUCGGUUGAUCUGAUUUUAGCUUCAAUUUUUUCGAAAAAAAAAAAAUUAUUUCCCAAAUUACGUACAUUCAAGUUACUUAUUAUGACGUGGAAUAUUGAAAAAUUGGGUUUUUACAGUUAAAUAUUUUUUAAACUGAAUGUUUUGUUGACGAUAUUUUCUUUUCACAAUAAUCCAGUUUCUCCUUUGGCUUUUUAAAUUAACAAUAUUAGAAGAAAUUUUAAACUUUAAAGUAGGUGGAAUGAAAUUUGCUUUAUUUUUGAAAAUUGUUUCAUAUAUAAACGUAACAAAAAAAUCUAUGACUUUAUUUUUUUUAAUUAUACAACACUAUAUUUCACAUUUUCUCAUUAUUACUGUUGCCGAUACAGUUACUUUUUACAUUAUUUAUUUUCAAAAUAAAUUUUACAACUUAACUGACUUAUUUUCGAAAAAUCACCUUAUUUCCUUACCUCUAUUCCUAAACACGACGAUAUGGACAUAUAGUGUGUUCAUUUUUACCUGAUGUUUGUAUUAUUGAUAAAUAAAACAAUUGGAAGGUAAUUGAAAAAAAAUUAUCAAAUUCUUAUUAUAUUAGACUUUAUGAAUUACCCUGUAGAAGAAAAAUACUGCUUAUAAUUUGUGAAUAACUCUGUAAAGUCAAAUAAUGCUUAAACUUUGCGAAUAACUCUGUACAAGUCAAAUAAUGUUUGAAGUUUGUGAUUAACCCAGUACGAAUAAAUUAAUGUUUAAACUUUGUGAAUAACCCUGUACGAAUAAAUUAAUGUAUAAACUUUUUGAAUAACCUUUUACAAGUCAAAUAAUGUUUAAACUUUGUGAAUAACCCAGUACGAAUAAAUUAAUGUUUAAACUUUGUGAAUAACCCUGUACGAAUAAAUUAAUGUUUAAACUUUGUGAAUAACCCUGUACGAAUAAAUUAAUGUAUAAACUUUGUGAAUAACCCUUUACAAGUCAAAUGAUGCUUAAACUUUGUGAAUAACCCUGUACGAAUAAAUUAAUGUAUAAACUUUGUGAAUAACCCUUUACAAGUCAAAUAAUGCUUAAACUUUGUGAAUAACCCUGUACGAAUAAAUUAGUAUUCAAACUAUUGGAAUAACCCUUUACGAAUAAAUUAAUGUUUAAACUUUGUGAAUAACCCUUUACGAAUAAAUUAAUGUUUAAACUUUGUGAAUAACCCAGUACGAAUAAAUUAAUAUUUUAAUUUUGUGAAUAAACCUAUUCAAAUAAA